AUGGUGCAGAAGUAUCAAUCCCCCGUACGGGUGUAUAAACACCCUUUUGAGUUAAUUAUGGCUGCAUAUGAAAGAAGGUUCCCUACGUGUCCUCUGAUCCCUAUGUUUGUAGCCAGUGACACUGUAAACGAAUACAAGAGCGAGGAUGAAGCUAUCCAUGUGAUUGAACGGCGCUGUAAGCUGGAUAUAGAUGCACCACGGCUAUUGAAAAAGAUUGCAGGAGUGGAUUAUGUCUACUUUGUCCAGAAGAAUUCUUUGAACAGACGGGAAAGAACUUUGCAUAUAGAAGCCUACAAUGAAACCUUCUCUAAUAGAGUCAUUAUUAACGAACGCUGCUGUUACACAGUUCAUCCCGACAAUGAAGACUGGACCUGUUUUGAACAGUCAGCAAGUCUGGAUAUAAAAUCUUUUUUUGGUUUCGAAAGCACAGUGGAAAAGAUUGCCAUGAAGCAGUACACCAGCAAUAUUAAAAAGGGAAAAGAAAUAAUAGAAUACUACCUGAAGCAGCUGGAGGAAGAAGGAAUAACUUUUGUUCCUCGUUGGACUCCUCCUGUUGCGUGUGAAUUGGAGAGCAGCACAUCCCACACAAGACGACCAGUUUCACCUGCCAUUAAUAUACCAGACUCUGCCACAAAGGAGGGCUUGAACAGUAAGGAGAUCCUCAACACCUCCGGCAGCCCCUCGGAGCCCACGGCAGGAACGCCUGAUGCUGACAAGCUAGAUGCAGACUACAUCAAGCGUUACUUGGGUGACUUGACACCAAUGCAGGAAAGCUGCCUCAUUCGACUGAGACAGUGGCUCCAGGAGACGCACAAGGGCAAAAUCCCAAAGGAUGAGCACAUUUUAAGAUUCCUACGUGCCCGGGACUUCAACAUUGAUAAAGCAAGAGAAAUCCUUUGCCAGUCGCUGACAUGGCGUAAACAGCACCAGGUAGACUAUAUUCUAGACACCUGGAACCCUCCUCAAGUACUCCAAGAUUACUAUGCAGGCGGCUGGCAUCACCAUGACAAAGAUGGUCGCCCGCUGUAUGUGCUGAGAUUGGGACAGAUGGAUACCAAAGGCUUAGUGCGAGCUCUUGGGGAAGAGGCCUUGCUUCGAUACGUUCUUUCAAUAAAUGAAGAAGGACUGAGGCGAUGUGAGGAGAAUACGAAAGUAUUUGGCAGGCCAAUAAGCUCUUGGACCUGUCUAGUAGAUCUAGAAGGCUUGAACAUGCGGCAUUUAUGGAGACCCGGUGUCAAAGCAUUGCUAAGAAUCAUUGAGGUGGUUGAAGCUAAUUACCCUGAGACUUUGGGUCGUCUUCUAAUCCUAAGAGCGCCUCGAGUAUUCCCAGUUCUUUGGACGCUGGUUAGUCCAUUCAUUGAUGACAACACUAGAAAGAAAUUCCUUAUUUAUGCUGGAAAUGACUACCAGGGUCCUGGGGGACUGCUGGAUUACAUUGAUAAAGAAAUUAUCCCUGAUUUUCUUGGUGGAGAGUGCAUGUGUGAAGUACCAGAGGGUGGGCUGGUUCCCAAGUCCCUCUACCGGACAGCAGAAGAGUUGGAGAAUGAAGACAUAAAACUUUGGACUGAAACAAUCUACCAGUCUGCGAGUGUCUUCAAAGGGGCUCCACAUGAGGUUCUCAUUCAGAUUGUGGAUGCCUCAUCUGUGAUCACAUGGGAUUUUGAUGUGUGCAAGGGUGACAUUGUUUUUAACAUCUUUCAUUCCAAAAGAGCCCCACAGCCUCCUAAAAAGGACUCUCUGGGAGCGCACAGUAUUACAUCUCCUGGUGGGAACAACGUCCAGUUGAUAGACAAAGUCUGGCAGUUGGGGCGUGAUUACAGUAUGGUGGAGUCUCCCCUUAUCUGCAAAGAAGGGGAAAGUGUGCAGGGAUCGCAUGUGACCAGGUGGCCUGGCUUCUAUAUUCUCCAGUGGAAAUUUCAUAGCAUGCCUGCCUGUGCUACAACCAACCUGCCUCGUGUGGAUGAUGUACUAGCAUCUCUACAGGUUUCCUCUCACAAAUGUAAAGUGAUGUACUAUACAGAAGUAAUAGGAUCUGAAGAUUUCAGGGGAUCUAUGACCAGCCUUGAAUCAAGCCACAGCGGAUUCUCCCAGCUCAGUGCUGCCACCACCUCUUCUAGCCAGUCCCAUUCCAGCUCCAUGAUUUCCAGGUAGUGCCACAACAGAUGAAAAGCAAAUGGAUGAGAUGGCUGGACCCUCGCCUGUGGCAGCUGACUGCAAUACAGCAUAUUCAACUGGCAAUUGUGCAAAAAAACCCCACCCCACAAAAGCCUUUUAUAGAUAGUAAAGUAGCUGUUUGAAUUUUAAACUUAGUGAUUUUGGUCCUUGUUAGAUCCAACAGCUUGUCUCUUAACUUUAACCCUUUUUCCUAACUCAGCCAUAAAUAUUUUUGCAAGUGUGCUUGCACAAAUCCUAACUCUGAACACAAGGGCUCUCACUGAAAGGAAAAAUAACCAGUGCAUCAGUUAAGAAUGAUUUUUUUAACUGUGUAAAUGUUAAAAAGCAAAAAAAGAGAAAAACCCUACCAAAAAUGCUCCGUAGUGCAUUAGAGAUCAACUGCAAGUCUCCUGUCAGGACAUUCCUUGCCAUCUUAAGAAAUCCCCUGUGGUCUACCAGUGCUGCAAACUGUUCUCCCAUUGCCACUAAGUGAUGUCCGAGACAAAGAAGAGCAGUUGCUGGAUACUUGACUUUGUGAGUCCAUUUUUUUCAAAGCAUGCCCACAGAGCU
This is a messenger RNA of Nipponia nippon (crested ibis), 2724 nucleotides long. NCBI's taxonomy places the organism in Eukaryota, Metazoa, Chordata, Aves, Pelecaniformes, Threskiornithidae. The record is from RefSeq and is a predicted model, not a curated record.